Messenger RNA from Podarcis muralis (Common wall lizard), 1950 nucleotides. Lineage: Eukaryota; Metazoa; Chordata; Lepidosauria; Squamata; Lacertidae. The record is from RefSeq and is a predicted model, not a curated record.
AUGAACGAUAAAAUCCCAGGCCUUUACUUUUACCAGAUGGUCCCUAAGGAAGACCUUCAAUAUGAGGGGAUUCUCUCUUUGCUUCUGCGCUUCAGGUGGUCAUGGAUUGGCAUUGUUGUUAUGGAUACUGACAAUGGAGAGAGAUUUGUGCAAACUGUGCUUCUAGUGUUUCCCCAAAAAGGUAUUUGUAUAGACUUUAUUGAAAGAAUCCCCACUCCAACUUUUAUCCCUGAUCUAAAAGGCAUGCUGGAUCGGGGGAAAGAAAUACACGAUACUCUAAUGAACAGCAAAGCCAAUGUAAUACUGGCAUUUGGAGAAUCUUAUUCUUUAUCAUUUUUUAGAUGGUUGUCAUUUCUAUCAGAAAUGCACAGCCUGUCAAAGAAGCCAAAAGGAAAAGUUUGGAUAACUACAGCACAGGUGGAGGUCACGUCAUUUUCCUAUCAAAGGACUUGGGAUGCAGAGAUAUUCCAUGGUGCCAUAGGCUUCACAUUCCACUCCAGUGAUCUGCCAGAAUUUCGCCAGUUUGCUAAGGGUAAAAACCCAUCCAGCACUUCAGGAGAUGAUUUCAUCAAGGACUUUUGGCAAACUGCUUUUGGAUGUGUAUUUCUAAACGCAGCUGUGGAUGAGGUAGAGGGGGAUAUUUGCACAGGGGUGGAGAAGCUGGAGGACCUUCCUAUCCCCUUCUUUGAAAUGAGCAUGACUGGACAUAGCUACAAUGUCUACAAUGCAGUCUAUGUUGUGGCUCAUGCUUUACAUGCCAUGUCCUUAGCCAGAUUCAAACAGAGAUCCCUGUUGGCUGGACCGGAAUUGAAGCUGCAGAAUCAACCAUUUUGGCAGUCAAAAGUGAAGAUUGGGAAGGUGGAUCCACAGGCUCCUGCUGACCAAGUGUUAGCCAUUAAUGCAGAUGCCAUCACAUGGCAUAGCUGGUUUAACCAGACACGACCUCUUUCCCUAUGCACUGAGACUUGCAAGCCAGGUUUUAGCAAGAAAGUGAAGGAAGGGGAGCCAUUUUGCUGUUAUGAUUGCAUCUCAUGCCCAGCAGGGAAGAUUUCAUAUGAGGAUAUGAAUGACUGUUUUAAAUGUCCAGAUGAAUAUUAUCCCAACAAAAAACAGGAUUUAUGUAUUCUGAAGGAAAUAAGCUUCUUGUCUUAUGAAGAACCUUUGGGGAUCAGUUUAGCUUGUUUUUCGAUUUCCUCUUCAAUCAUCACAGCUCUGGUGCUAGGGACGUUUCUGAAGCACCACAACACUCCCAUUGUCAAAGCCAACAACCGCGACCUUACCUACAUCCUCCUCCUGUCCCUCCUACUCUGCUUCCUUUGUGCAUUGCUAUUCAUUGGACAGCCUCAGAAGGUGACAUGUCUUCUGCAACAACCUUUUUUUGGCAUCAUCUUCUCAGUGGCUUGUGUGCUGGCAAAAACGAUUCUGGCUUUCAUGGCCACCAAACCAGGAUCCAGGAUGAGGAAAUGGGUGGGGAAGAGGCUGGCCAACUCCAUUGUGAUUUCCUGCUCCUUUAUUCAAGCAACCAUUUGUAUUAUGUGGUUGGCAUUUUCUCCCCCAUUCCCAGAUGUCGAUAAGCACUCAACUUAUGGAGAAAUUGUUCUAGAAUGCAAUGAGGGUUCUGUAACUAUGUUUUACUGUGUCCUGGGUUACAUGGGCUUUCUGGCUAUGGCCAGUUUCAGUGUGGCUUUCCUUGCCAGGAAGUUGCCUGACAGUUUCAAUGAAGCCAAGUUCAUCACUUUCAGCAUGUUGGUCUUUUGCAGUGUUUGGUUAUCCUUUAUUCCCUCCUACCUGAGCACUAAAGGAAAAUAUAUGGUAUCUGUGGAGAUCUUUUCCAUCUUAGCCUCCAGUGCUGGGUUGCUGGGGUGCAUCUUUUCCCCUAAAUGCUAUAUCAUUGUUUUAAGGCCUGAACUAAACGAUAAGGAACAGCUGAUAAGACGAAAGGCUGGAUGA